AUGGCGGACCGUUAUUCCUUCUCGCUCACCACCUUCUCCCCCAGCGGAAAGCUGGUCCAGAUUGAAUAUGCGUUGAAUGCUGUCAAUACAGGUGUCACGGCACUGGGCAUCAAAGCUACAAACGGAGUUGUGCUCGCCACCGAAAAGAAAUCGUCAUCGCCUUUGGUCGACCCUCCUUCACUGUCGAAAGUUUCGUUGAUCACUCCUGAUAUUGGUAUGGUCUAUGCCGGCAUGAGUCCCGAUUAUCGAGUGCUCGUCGACAAGGCUCGCAAGGUUUCCCACACUGGCUACAAACGCAUCUAUAACGAGUACCCACCUACCCGCAUAUUGGUGCAGGACGUUGCCCGUGUCGUUCAAGAAGCUACACAGUCCGGUGGUGUUCGCCCGUACGGAGUCAGUCUGCUCAUUGCCGGAUGGGAUGAGGGUGUCGAGCCCGAGGCCGAAGAGAAAACCGAAGAGGGAUCCGAAAAGAAGGCGUCUGGAAAGACUGGUGGAAUCCUCAAGGGUGGUCCAAGUUUGUACCAGGUUGACCCUAGCGGAAGCUAUUUCCCAUGGAAGGCCACAGCCAUUGGCAAGAGUGCUACGAGCGCCAAGACCUUCCUCGAGAAGCGAUACACCGAGGGAUUGGAAUUGGAAGAUGCUAUUCAUAUUGCUCUUCUGACCCUGAAGGAAACAAUCGAGGGAGAAAUGAACAGCGAGACUGUGGAGAUUGGCAUUGUCGGCCCACCCGCAGAUCACUUGCUGGGCUACCAAGGAGUUGACGGGGCUCGGGGCCCGCGGUUCAGGAAGCUCACCAAAGAGGAGAUUGAGGACUACUUGACCAACCUAUAG
Talaromyces rugulosus is the source of this 831-nucleotide messenger RNA. RefSeq lists its product as uncharacterized. The transcript is spliced from 5 exons. Lineage: Eukaryota; Fungi; Ascomycota; Eurotiomycetes; Eurotiales; Trichocomaceae. The record is from RefSeq and is a predicted model, not a curated record. Gene Ontology annotation, biological process: ubiquitin-dependent protein catabolic process. Gene Ontology annotation, cellular component: proteasome core complex, alpha-subunit complex; proteasome core complex. The coding region runs from base 1 to 831 and encodes 276 amino acids.